Messenger RNA from Carassius carassius (crucian carp), 5693 nucleotides. It is a transcript of the gene c4, whose product is annotated as complement component 4. Gene Ontology annotation, molecular function: endopeptidase inhibitor activity; protein binding. Lineage: Eukaryota; Metazoa; Chordata; Actinopteri; Cypriniformes; Cyprinidae. Gene Ontology annotation, cellular component: extracellular region. The record is from RefSeq and is a predicted model, not a curated record. Gene Ontology annotation, biological process: complement activation. The transcript is spliced from 41 exons. Bases 102 to 5201 code for a protein of 1699 amino acids.
AAGUUUUAUGAACAUGGGAAAUAGUCCUUGUAUUCUAAGUUAGUACGUAGGUGAUUUUAGUAGCUGUCCUAAUGAAAUAAUCAGAAAAGUUUAAGAGCAAGAUGAUCUGCCCUCUUUGCUUUGUGGUUUUUGUUUUUCUUACAGUGGAUGCACAGAGACCCACAUGCCUAAUUGUUGCUCCAAAUAUAAUUCAUAUGGGAGUUCAAGAGACUGUGAGUGUGCAGCUUCAUGGAGCAACUAAAGAAACCAGUAUACAGCUUUACUUUGAAACCCAGAUCACACCAAAAACUGUGUCUGAAAAGAAAUCUAUAAUCCUCAAUAAGGACAAUAACUACCAGGCUGUGGUAAAACUUAAGGUUGAUCGUAGCUUGUAUGGAAGUACAAAAGGUCCAAACUAUGUUCAGCUUGCAGCUAGAAGCAAUGAUGUAUUUGGAAAAGAUGGAAAAGAAAAAAAAGCCAACAUUCUUUUGUCAACAAAAAGAGGGUACAUUUUCAUCCAAACAGACAAGCCAAUUUAUAAUCCAGGAGAAAAUGUCAAAUACAGAAUCUUCACUCUAGACAACUUUAUGGUCCCAAUAAAGGAUGAAAUCCACGUUCAAAUAACUAACUGCAAAGGCUUUAUUGUUUACAAUCAUAUUUUUAUUUCUGACCAAAUUUUGGAAAAAACUAUCACUAUACCAGAAGUAGAGCAAGCAGGCAAAUGGAAAAUCAUUGUGUCAUAUUAUAAUUAUCCUGAAUCUUCCACAUCAUUGGAGAUUGAGGUCAAAGAAUAUAUUUUGCCCACAUUUGAGGUCACCAUUGAGGCUCCACAGCCUUACCAUAUUUUGAAGAGUGAGUCCUUUCCAUUCAACAUCUCUGCUAGAUAUACUUAUGGAAAGGGAGUCAACGGCAUAGCAUAUAUUCGAUUUGGACUUAUUGAUGAAAAGGGUGAUAAGAUAUAUCUUCCAGGCACUGAAAAGCAGAUAGCAGUAGAGGAUGGUACUGUAAAAACAGAGGUACUCACUGAGGACCUGAAGACAGCAUCAGAAAAUAACACUCAAGGUCAUAUAGAGGGAUAUUAUCUUUAUAUCGCAGUCUCGGUUUUGGAAAAAGCAAGUGGAAACCUGGAGGAAGCUGAGAGCUCUUCUGUGAAGAUUGUGACAUCCCCAUAUGUUGUUGAUCUGUCAAAAACCAAGACAUAUUUCACCCCAGGUGGUGUGUUUUCUGUUUUGGCUACUGCUAGAUACCCAGAUGGCAGCAGAGCCCCAAACUUAAAUUUUACAGCCACUGUAACAAUAGAAGGCUUGCCAGAGCUUAUUUUGAAAGAUGAGGGCUGGGGAAAUGACAUGGGAGAUGUAGCCAUGUCGUUUCAAAUACCACCACAGGCUAAGAAUUUAGCUGUAACGGUUUUUGCUGAGGGGAGAGACCAGGAGGUCAUUCGUAGUGAUAAAAAGAUGACAGCCAGUGCAACUAAAGCAGAAGAAAACAGCUAUCUUAGUUUGGAAGUGGAGCAUCAGGUCCUACAGCCCGGGGAGGCCUUGAAAGCCACAUUACGGGACAUUACACCUCAGAGUGCAGCAAAACCCACAUUCAUUUACUUUAUGGUUUGGAGUAAGGGUCAAGUUGUGCAGGUGGGAAGGGUGCCGAGAACUGAAAUCACAACAGUCAAUGUGAAUGUGAAUGUGGAGAUGGUGCCUUCUUUUCGCCUGGUAGCUUACUAUUUUACAGACUCUUCAGCAGGAAAAAAAAUAGUGGCUGACUCUGUGUGGGUCGAUGUGAAAGAUGUCUGCAAAGGCAAGAUAGAAACUGAUCCACUGCCUGAUAUAAAACCUGCAACUAAAUUUGAAGUGACGGUCAGAACAGAUCCGGAGACCAAGGUGGCUCUUGCUGCAGUGGACUCAGCAGUUUAUAUUCUGAACAAAAACAAGCUGAGCCUUCAAAAGAUGUUCGAGUAUAUGAACUCUUAUGACCUGGCCUGCUCGAUCGGAGGAGGAGAGGAUUCCAGUGCUGUUCUUCAGAGAGCUGGGCUAACUUUCAUGUGUAACUGUGACAUGGAAACCCCUAGACCUCUGGAGCAUAAAUGUUACAAAUUUCAACCUGGACCUCGCGUCAGAAGAGCAGCAGAUUAUGUUAAAAAGUUCAAUAAUGUCGUCAACAGCUUCAAGGGCAGUGACAGGAAAUGCUGUCUUGAUGGUGUGAGGCCUAACAAAAUGCACACGUCCUGUGAUGAGCGUCUCAAAAGAGUAGAAGCAUCGGUGAGCUGUCGUAAGGCUUUCAAAAUGUGCUGCGAAGCUGCAAAUGAGAGGAGGAGGAGGGAGAUGUUUGAGAAGAGAAAAACCAACCUUGGAAGAGUCGAUGACGACAUACUGGAUGAAAUUGUGAUUAAUGAGGAUGCUAUCUACCUUCGUAAAUAUUUCCCACAGUCAUGGAUGUGGACAGUCCUUCAAACAGAUAGCACCGGCAUUAUCAGGCAUGAUGCAGUUGCUCCCGAUUCCAUAACCACAUGGGAAAUCCAGGCUGUGGGCAUUUCUCCCACAAAAGGAUUCUGCAUUGCAGAACCAAAGCCCCUGAGGGUCUUCCAGGACUUUUUCUUGUCCGUCAACCUGCCUUACUCUGUGAAGAGAAAUGAGCAGCUUCAGGUUAAAGCUGUUGUGUACAAUUACAAGCGAGAGAGUUUAAAGAUGAUAGUGAAGAUGGAUAAGAAGGAAGGUUUGUGCACUGCUGGCAGUGGUGAUCUGAAGGAGGAGGUUGUGGUUCCUGGUAACUCAGCGUUGGCUGUGUAUUUCACCGUGGUUCCCCUUGUUAUCGGAAAUAUCCCCAUCACCGUGACGGCUUAUGCCUCAGUCACUGUUAAUGACAAAGUAGAAAAGGAGCUCCGUGUGGAGGGGGAAGGGGAAAUCGCCACUAUUGACAGGGAGUACAACAUCGAUCCAAAAUUGAGGAAAAUAGAUAUUUAUAUUCCAGUCCCUGCUGAUGAGAUCCCUGGUGGGGCGGACUCCGAAAUCUCUUUGAGUUUAAAAGGUGGAGUGAUGGGCGAGUCGGUAGUUAACUGCUUAAACCUGGAGGGUAUCAAUAAGCUCAUUCAGCUGCCCACUGGCUGUGCAGAGCAGACUAUGGUGAAGAUGUCUCCUGCUAUUCAUGCCAUGAGGUACUUGGAUGCCACCAAUAAUUGGCUAUCACUGAAAGCUGAACGGAGAGAUGAGGCCCAAUCGAUGAUCCAAACCGGUUACAACACAGUCCUCACACACAAGAAAGCUGAUGGCUCUUAUGGAGCGUUUAAGAGAACUCCAAGCAGUAUUUGGCUUACAGCAUUUAUUGCCAAGGAGUUGACAGAGUCUCGGGACAUUAUCAGUGUGAAAGACUCUUAUAUUCAGGAGUCUAUAUCUUAUAUCAUGUCCAAACAGAAGAGCAAUGGUGCAUGGGAUGAUCCUAAUCAACUCUAUGAUAGAGGGAUGAAGGGAGGAGUUGGACAGGCGAAAGAUGAUGUUCCCCUUACUGCUUUUAUCCUUAUUUCAAUGAACCAUGCUUUGAAAUUGUACGAACUGGGAAGCGACACAGAACUGAGAGUUGUAAUGGAUAGAGCAAAGUCCUACCUAGAGGGACAGUUGGAUGCUUUGGAAAGCCCCUAUUCACUUGCCAUCACAGCUUAUGCCUUGUCAUUGCAUGACCAGCAAAGUGCAAAAGCCCAACAAGCACACCGAAAGCUAAAAAACAUUGCUAAAUGUAACAAAACAACAUGUUUCUGGAAUUCCAAGGAUGGCAGAGGUGACUCAGCAGGUAAAGCUAACGCUAAAUCUGUGGAGACCACAGCAUAUGCUCUGCUGAGCGCACUGUCUCUGAGUGACAAGGCCACCGCUACACUCGCUGCAAACUGGCUGACAGAGCAGCGCAAAUAUGGUGGUGGAUUCCAGUCCACACAGGACACAGUUUUGGCCCUUGAGGCUCUGACGAAAUACAGCAUACAGAACAAUGAUGUAGACGACUUAAAUCUUAGGGUAGAAAUGUGCCUUGAAAAUGGCAAAAAACAAGACAUACACUUGACCAAAUAUAAUGCACUCACCACAACAGCUGUUAAGGUCAGAAAUGUUGGUAAAGUUUCGCUAAAUGUUCAGGGAACAGGACGUGGAACAUUAGCAGUUGUGCAGACAUACAGAACCAUGAAGAAGGAUGAAUCACACUGUGAUUUAUUUCACCUUAAUGUUACAGUGAAAGGAGACUUGGAAUACAAAAUAUACAAUGAAGAAGAAACGCUUGAUGACUAUUACAAUUACGAUGAUGAUGAAGUUCAAAAAGAUGAGCCCAUGAGCAGCAUAGAAUGGUUUGAUCUUCGCAACCGCCGAAAAAGACAAAUCUCAGAGGAGCCAAAGAGAGAGAGUUCAGUCAUAUACACAGUGUGCUUGGGAAUGAAAAAGAAUAAUACCGUUGGCAUGGUCAUGGUGGAAAUCUCACUUCUUAGUGGACUUAUACCAAACACCAAGGAUUUGGAACAUAAUGUAAAGGGCUCCGAGAGGUACAUCGAUCACUAUGAAGUCCAUCAUAAUAAAGUCUUUCUUUAUUUUGCAAAGAUCACCGAAAGCGAGGAGUGUCUUCAGUUUGGUGCUGAGCAGGUUGUUCCCAUGGGCCUUGUCCAACCUGCUUCUGCCGUCAUCUAUGACUAUUACAGCCCAGAAAAGAGAUGUGGCAUAUUCUAUUCAGCCCCUCACAAAAGCCCAAUGAUCUCCAAGCUUUGUAACGGGGAUGUGUGUACAUGUGCCGAAGGUGGAUGUCCAAGGCAAAAAGUCACAUUCAGCAAGGAUAUGAAAGACAAAACCCGGAGUCUUUAUGCAUGUUACAGUCCUAUUGUUGACUAUGUCUAUGUGUUCAAAGUUCUCAAUUCAAGCACUGAUGACGUUUUUAUGUACUACACCACAUUAAUCACGGACGUUCUUCAGACUGGGUUGGAUUCUGGUAUUCAGAAACAUGCCACACGUCAGAUGAUACUGCGCUUAUCUUGUGACGAACUGGAGCUGAAAAAUGAAGCCCACUAUCUGAUCAUGGGGAAGAGAGACGCAAUAUCAGUGCUUAAUAACGACGGACAACAUUUCAGGUAUGUGCUGAACAAUGACAUGUGGAUCGAGAAGAUACCAGAAGAAAAGAACUGCAAGGCAACCAAGAAUCGCGCUGCCUGCCAUCUUCUUAAUGAAUUUAUAAAGCAACAUCCCAUUAAAAGAUGUGACAUUUAAAAGUCAAGAUGGAAAAUAACCACUUACAACAACAUUAUUUGGCUGGGUAAAUCAUGUGCUUUUAUUUCAAGUGCAUACUGACAUAUAAAGAGUCUGAAGCAUUUCAAUUCAGUUUUUCAUGUGUGUUGGCAAAACAGUAAAUUCAAGUUACCAUUCAUUUUGUUACUGUAAGUCUGUAAUCAAAUGGGAAGAAUUUUAUUACAAAAAUCACACUACGACCUUUAACUCUUCUGCAUCACAACUUUCAUCAUAAAUCAUGGGUACCCUUUUUAGGGUUACUUUGAGAGAUGCUACAUUUCUGACAGAUAUUCAAGAUGCACUAUUGCAGUUUAAAUACUGUUUCAAAUGCUUCAUGUGUUCCGCUGUUGUUAUACACUGUACAGUUUUAUUACAGAAUACUGUGUGUAGUGGCUUAAAAAACACUGGCUUUUGCGUGCAUGAAUUGGUAAAAUCAGAAUCAUGACUCUAUAUAAAGUACAAAUGUGCUCCUGA